Megalobrama amblycephala (Wuchang bream) is the source of this 6849-nucleotide messenger RNA. RefSeq names its product nitric oxide synthase trafficking (gene nostrin). Gene Ontology annotation, molecular function: protein binding. NCBI's taxonomy places the organism in Eukaryota, Metazoa, Chordata, Actinopteri, Cypriniformes, Xenocyprididae. The transcript has 16 exons. The coding region runs from base 4594 to 6216 and encodes 540 amino acids. The record is from RefSeq and is a predicted model, not a curated record. Gene Ontology annotation, cellular component: cytoplasm; plasma membrane. Gene Ontology annotation, biological process: signal transduction.
CCAUGAUACAUUUACUUCAGGAUUAUUUUAUGAAUAGAACGUUCAAAAGAACAGCAUUUAUUUGAAAGUCACUUUUGAUCAAUUUAAUGCAUCCUUUGUGAAUCUUACUGUCCCCAAACUUUUGAUGCAUUAAUAAUGGAAACCCUUUAUGCUGAAAAAAAGGGACACUUACUUAUUGGAAGUAUUUUAUCAAAGAAUCUUCCCUGUGUUCGAAAAAAAAACAUUGGAUUCUGCUUCUUUUAAGGAAAGUUGUAGGAAGAAACUUGCACAUUUGGAAAGUGUUUGUGUUUUUCCAGGAAUAUUCCAGUGUGAUUUCAAUUGAAGGAAAUGGUGAAAUUGGGCUAUUUAUCAAGUGAUUAUGAUCAAUACCAUUGAUUCAGCAGGUGUAAAGAAUUGAAUGUCCCAUGAUUAUAUUUGAUAUUCAUUGAAUCCCAGUCAUAUUUCCAAUAGUGCAUAAUCAGGCCCAUCAUAAAUAAGGUUUAGUUUUAUUAAUGUGCACAGUAAGAACAAGGUACAUAUGAGUUUAUGAAAUAUAUCAAACCAUCACACUGUUUGAGACCAACAUACAGUGAACAUGCACUUUGAUUAAUAAGUGGCACCAAACACUGGUUGUAUUUUUGUUCCAUUUUCUUUUUUAGCUUUUUUUGAGUUUAGAAAAAUAUUUUUCCCAUUUUCCACAUGCAUUUGAUCAUCAUUCAGCCGAGCUUUAUUUAAAGCUUUUUAUUUGAGUGUUUUAAUGCCGUUUCUUUCAGUGUUGGGAAGAUUGCUGCUGCUGUCUGUUUAAAGCUGGAGAAGCGCUACAGCUAAUUAGCCGUCAUCUUAUUUGCACUGCAGACAGGUUGCUGUGUUAUGUGGUUUACAUUUGAUGUCAAAAAGGCGAAGAAUUAAAUUAAAAAAAAAAAAAAAAAGACAACUGUAUUCUCUGCCUUCGCUGGAAAACUGAUUAUCAGCGGUACUAAUGAAUUAUGUUGCCAUGUAUUUUAAAUAAACACGACAGACCAAACCCCUUCUGGCUGCUUUUAUGUGUCUGUAUCUCUAAUAUUACUGUACAUCUAAUAAUUCAUGAUUAGAUGUAAGGGAUCAUUUGUCAUUUUAUUUCAAAGCAUUUUUGGAUUGAGUUAUCCUUAAUAUGGCACUGUUGCAGCCUGCAUUCACAUUAGGUUAAACAAGACGAAAAUAAAGUGAAAAGAGGAUAACUCAUAAAAACUGUUUUUCUUAAAGGUGUUGUGGGAUACAACACUCUCUAAAGAGCUCCAAAAACCCAAAAUAAUAUAUAUAAAACUUAAUAUAACUAAAAACAACAGACACAGAAGAGAUCAGCAGUAGGAAAAAUUAUAUUACCAUACCGCAGAGAGGGAAAAAAAAACAAAACGCUGUAUUAUUCAUGCCAGGCCAGUAGUUGGCGAUGCCACUUCGCAAAAAAUACGCACCUAUAGACUGAACAUGUAAUAAGCAUGCGUGUCGUUUUCACAAAUUCCCGUUUUUGUAGUGUACGUGAUAACGGUAUAGUUUUUAAAAGCUUGCACUUUGAAACCCGUUUUCAAACGUUUGCAUUUUCAGGCCCCCAAAAUGCCAUUUUUGUCUAAUUGAACAACCAAAACGCAUAAAAAGUUUUUUUUUCUGUUUUUCUUAGUCAAACCUACAAAUGAUGCAUCACAGCAGCUUUAAACCUCCUUUAUACCACAGCAGCUGUGAUCAGUGAGGGUUCGAGCAUUCUGAUUGGUGCACAAAGAGGAGUGGGUGGAGACCAAUCAGACAAUGGGCAUGAUGAUCUGCCACACCUGUACCUCUCUCUCAAUUUCAAUUCUAUAGUACUUCAAUUUAAAGUACUUGCAUUUUGUAUAUAUACAAUAUUGCCAAAGGAUUAUUACACAAAACAUAAUAACAAGACAAAUAAAUAUACAAUAUAAUACGAAAUACCAAUAUUGUCUGCAGUGGCAUACUGCACAUCUGUGAGGCCCCUCCUACCAGCAGUAAUUGCAUGUAUGAAAACUUGUCCGUCUCCCCCAUUUUCAUUUAAGUGGUAUAAAUAUCUGAUUUUGCAUGCAGUUAAUUAUCAUUAUAUCGAUGCAUUCAAUGUUAUUAUUAAAAACGUAAUAUAGACUAUAUGAUGUAGGCCUAUGUGUAGUGUUUGUGACAUAGGCUAUAUAUAGGCAGGCCUAGUUCUUUUAGUCGCAGGAAUAAAUUUUAUAAACUUGCAGGCAAACGUGCCACUGCUGUGAUUUAAUUGUUAUUCUAGCAAUAGCAGGAGGUUGCGUCAAGGUUCCUUUUAAAAAUUCGUUUUAAUUUUUUGUAUAAUUGUAUUAUUAUUAGACUUCUUCAUUUCAUGAAUUUUAGUGAUGCACCGAAAGGAUUUAUUUAAUAAUCAACAAUCAAAUGUAAAGUUACACAAUAAUUUAAAUUGUUCAUAAGGCAGUUUUAUAUAAACAUUUUUAUAAUAUAAUUAUGUUUCUACUCCAAUUUGUUGGUGAAAUAUAAACAUGUAAACGACGGCUGUAGUAUUCAUGACAGAUUUACUCAAACAUAGCUAGCUAACUCUAACUGGUUAAGUCAAAAUUUAAUGAAAAUACAAUCCUGCAUAUAUUUAGCAACAUGCUCUUUUCUAGGGUUAUUUUUUGCUAGCUACCGAGUUCUGAGGUAAAUGUAACAUUAUGUGACAUUGUUCUGUUUUAUUGUCUUUCCGUGGUUGAAACACUUGAGCGGUUACAUCUAGGUAAGUUGUAGGCUAUUGUAUUUUUCAAUACCUUCAGAUGUUCAUGUUUAUUUGCUGCUGUAACUAGUAGUAAAGAGAAGAUGAGAUGACCGGUUCAUCCGCUUCGGCUACAGAUUUAUCACGGUGUAAAAGACCGGCAAAAUAACAUUUAUUGUUUAAAUUUCGUUAUAAAUUCGACAGAAUUUUUAAACUUGUUUCAUAUUAAAAAUGACAAAGCAAGUUUAUUGUGAUUAUUGUGAUUUUCGGAUGGCAGGCACGCUACACGCAAGUGAAGUUUUGUUCACGCAUCAGCUGAAAACAGCACAGACUAAAAGACUGAGCUCUAUAUCAUUAAUCAAAAACAAGAAAUCUACAUGUUUGUCGUUUAUUCACGAUGUGCAUUAAAUAGAACCAUCGGAGAAGCUCUACAUCCACAAUCCAUCCAGAGAGUCUUUACUUCGAGACCGGUAGCCCUUUAAGGCCCCAUUUACACUGCACGGUUCAAGUGACCCAAUUCCGAUUUUUUCCUCCUAUGUGGCACAGAUCGGAUAUGAGUCAUGACCGUGAAAGCAGGAAGCGCAUGGAUUCCGAUUUUCACAUAUCGGUUUCAGGCCUCAUUCAUAUGUGGUUAUAAAUCAGAUAUGAAUCGGAUACGUGCGUUUGCGCCUGCAGUGUAAGCGGACAGAUCGGAUAUUCCCCUGUAAAUGCGACUCCUGCGUCAUUGAAAAGUGAGGGGUUUUUAACAUUUCGCGGUACAGACAUACCUAUAACAAACGGAACAUCUCUAGUUGACUGGUAGAUAAUUCAUUUCAUUUGUUUGUGUUAAAUAAAAGGUGAUCUGAUGUUGAAAUGUGUUGCUCUUGAAAUCGCACUGAGUGCUCGUUGCCGCUGAUGUCAGUGACGACGGCUCGUGCACAGACGCGCGCUUCAGUCCCUAUUCGUUCCAUUGAAACCACAAAAUAAAAAGCACACAAACUUGCAACUGCCCUUGAUAUACAAUCACUGAUGAAUGCAUUUGUUUUAAUGACAAAAUUUGUAUUAUUUUUAUGUAGGGAUGUAACUAUUGCAUUAAAAGGGUUUCUAUAUGAAUUUAUGUCAAUAAAUUAAGCUCAAUGUACCAUUGAAAUUGAUUUGUGAUGUCAUAUAGGCUAUUUUUGGUACAUUUCGCCAAGUGCAGUGUAAAAAGGAGACAUCCUAUAUAAGUCAAUUUUAAAAGAAAUGUAUGCACGCCUCCCAAAAAACGGAUAUGGUCAAAAGAUCGGAUCUGUGCAUUAAGACUUGCAGUGUAAAUGCGGCCAUAGUGUGGCCUCCAAAGCUGACAAACAGCUGCUCUGAUUGCCAAAACCGGCCAGAGCUCUCAGUAUACCCUCUAAUGGCCCUUAUGGGACAGAGUGGAUGGGGUGCCUGCUCGUUCUCUCCAUGAGCGGGGCCGAAUUCAAGACAGGAAGGUUCCACAGAUACCUUCCCUUUAUAGUGAUAAAAGUUCUUUGGAUUAUUUAAAUAUUGUUUACACAAUAAAAAUGGUUAUUUUAAGAAUUGUUCACUGAAAGGUUCUUUAAAGAACCAAAAAUGUUUCCCCCUUUUGGAGCCAUUAUCUUUAUGAGUUUAUACUUUCAUUUGUGUGAUUUCAUAAUUUUAACUAUUAUUCUAAAGUGUUUCCAGACUUUUGAUUGGUCGUAUACAUUAUAAUACUGCCUUUUGGCAACAAGACAAACGUCAAGCCAAAACUUGAUUUCUAUAGCAAGGACUGAUCCUGCAUUACGCCACUCCUUUGGUUUUAUGGUGGGUUAAUGAUGCAGUAAUCUUGUGCACAGGCACACAGGUGAUUUCCGCAUGCAUUCUUCAGGAGCGGAGAGAGGUCAAAGUUUGAACAGCAGAGUUAAAGUACGACCAGUGUGAAGAUGAAGGACCCGCUGAGCAGCUGUACUUAUAAUCUGCUGUAUCAGGACCUAAAGAGAAUCUCUAAGAAUGGCGAGUAUUUCUGCAAAGAGCUCUUGGCCGUGUUUCAACAAAGAUCUGAACUGGAGAUCAGCUAUUCAAAAGGACUUCAGAAGAUCGCAGGGAAACUCCUUAAAGUCUCGAAAGAGAUGAGUGAUAACUCCACAUAUCGCGCGUGGUCCUUCAUAUCAGAUGAAAUGUACGCCUCAGCAGAUGCCCACCGCAUACUGGGAAAUGCUCUCAACCAAGAUGCUAUUCAGGAAAUCCGUCAAAUCCUAGAUGAACACAGCAAAAGAAAAAGACCGCUCGACAAUGCUGUUGAAAAGUCUGGAAAGCUUGUUCUUACAAACUGGAGUGAGCAAAUUAAGCUGAAGAAGAAGCUGAUUGGGUUGACGAGAGAACAUGAAGCUCUCUUCAGCUUUGUGGAGAAAAAUAAGCAAAUCUCUACGGAGAAAGAAAAGCAGAAGAUGUUUAAUAGAUUGACUAAAUCAGCAGAGCUUCAGGCCAGAGUUGAUGAGGAAUAUUUCAACACCAACGUGGAGGGUCACCACAUCCGACUGAAGCUGGAGAACACACUGAAAACCUGCUACCAGAUCGUUCAGGAGCUCGAGAAGCAAAGAAUAGAGACUCUGUCCAACGCCCUGGACAAGUACAGCCUCUUCAUGACUGUCUACGCACAGACCGUCAUUCACAGUCACAAACAGAUCGAGCAGGCCGUACGGAGGGUUGAUGUAGAGAAAGACAUUCAAUCACUGGUUGAGGAUGUCAGUGCUACAGUGGACGAGAACAAAGCUGAAUUACUCAUGGCUGACUACUUUGAGGAAGAAGGAAAAACAGUCAUGGGGAAAGACAGAAGGAAAGAUGGCAUCAGGACUAAACUUCAGCGUCUAGAGGACUGCAUCACAAAAACAAAAAGCGACAGAGAAGGUUUAGAGAAAAUGGUGAAAGUAUACACAGAACAGCCAAACUUCUCAAAUCAAAAAAACCUGGAGGAAACAGAACAGUUGCUGGACGAGGCCAUCCUCAAACUGGACCUUUUAGAGGCGACGCACUGCAAACUGACUCAGAGUCUGGCGGAGUUAGAGGGAAAACCCAGAUCAAGACAUCGAUUCACUGACAGCAUUACUAAAUGGAAAGAAAAGGACUGUGAGCACAGCGUAGUGCAGCUUUCCCGACCUAUGAGGAUCAAAAAGACUCCGUUCAGAUCCCGUCAGUCCAUGAGGACCGCCAUGAUCAAUAAAAGUGCAGUGACCAACCAAAGCCCUGAUAUGACAAGCAAAGAGCCCUCGAAUGAGACGACCAAAGUCGAUGACCAACAGAGUGGUCCGGUUAAUGGAUGCGUGACUGAAUCUGAAGAGGAUAAAGGUGCAGAAUUCUGCUCUAUCGGCAGAUGCAAGGCUUUAUACAGCUUUACGUCAGAAAGAGAGGACGAGUUAAACAUUAAUGAAGGAGACGUACUAGAUAUCUUUCAGAAGGAAGACACGGGCUGGUGGUUCGGUGAGCUGAACGGACAGAGAGGACAUUUCCCUUCCACAUACGUCGAAGAGCUGCCUGUUUUUACUGCGAUGAAGUCAUCUGAAGCUUAGCUUCGAAAGAGCAUGUGAAGAAAAAGGUCACUGACCUCAGUGCCACUAAAUUAUGAUUUACUCAUGCUGUAGGGUUAAACCCACUUUAAAUUAAUUACUUCACAUGACCUUUCCAUGUGAUUAAAGAAAAACGUACUUUUGAAAAUCAUUUAAAUGAAUUAUUUCAACACUGAACGAUUCACUCACAAAUCAUACAGUACUACAUCUUGUGAGUAGUUACAGGGCACAAGAGCAAUAUCUAGCCGAUUAAAUAUUUUAGAGCAGAGCAUAAAUGUAUUUACUACAAAAAUUCCCAUAAAGUCUUGAAAGUAAAAUUAUAAAAGGUCAUGUUUUCAGGUUUUUCAUGACCAUGGGAAGCCUAUCAGUUAAAUGCAAGUGUGUGGCUAUAGAACCUUUUAUCUAAAUAUAUUGUAUAGUGAAAAAAAAAUAGAUUUCAUUUGUGAUUUUGACAGCACAGUAAUUAAUAAACUACAAUGGUUUAGAACUUCCUGUCACUGUAGUAUAACUAAAUUAAGAAAUUUCAAAGCACUUUUUAAAGAUUGUUUCUCGUUUAUUGUUAAAAUUACAAGCCAAUAAAUGAAUGUACAAAAUAUGUAAAAGGUAAAUAAAAGCUUGAUGUACUUGCUAAUGAUA